Messenger RNA from Peniophora sp. CBMAI 1063, 1782 nucleotides. The record is from the annotation of a GenBank genome assembly. NCBI's taxonomy places the organism in Eukaryota, Fungi, Basidiomycota, Agaricomycetes, Russulales, Peniophoraceae.
AUGGCCAUCAGGCCGCCUUCCACGUGGACAAACCAGACCAGCACCUCAAAUCUCAGCAGAACCGCGCGUGAAGCCCUCGCGUCGGGUGCAGCCGCGGCAAUCGAUAUUGAGCGGCUCGACCCGUCGCAACCCCGCGCACCCGACUGGAUACCUCAAGUGCAAUUGAUCUCAAGCGUCUUCGCCGGGAUGGCCAUACAGGACUACUACAGCGGAAACGGCACGUGGAUCGAACCAGUGACCACGCUCAUGCAGGAGUUCAAUAAGGACUUUGGCAUCUAUGGGGUUCGCGAAGAUACCGGGCUAACGGGUGAUGCUAACGCAUGGGCUUUGACGUUCUACUACGCGUACAGGACAUAUAAGCAGCCGUUUCUGCUUGACACUGCUGUGCAGAUAUAUAACCGUACGAAUGAGACGUGUUUUAUCACGCCUAGCGCAGCGGCGAGCGGCUCGGGAGUGGGGCGUAAUGUGUCCUUCGUUCCUCCGGCGAACUGCACAUUUGCGGGCGGCGUCUUUGAGACCAACGACCCCAAUAUGGUGGGAGGUUUGGAUGUAUGCGCCACGUGCGUAGGCCCGUUCAUGGCGAUGUCAGCAUACCUCUAUGAAGAGACACAGAACACCGCAUACCUCGACGCCGCGCAGCUCUCCAUGGACUUCAUACUGCAUCAUAUGUGGAACGGGACUCUCGUUGUCCAGACACUAACCUUGAACACAUGCACGGUACCGGAUGCAACCCCCUUACCUCUCGAUCAGGCCGGCUUCAUCGAAGGUCUAGCGAUCUUAGCGAAUGUGACCCACAAUGCGACCUUUACGGCAUUGCACGUGCAUCCUCGUCCCCUCGUUCUCCUUCAACACUCAUUCUUCAUCAGCCUGGAAGACGUCGUAUACAACGUUACCACGUUCCCUGGAUGGUCAUUGGCGGGCAGCUCCGUCAUAUCUGAGUCCAGCACUACACUGUCGGAUGGAUGGCCCUUGGACCUCAAGGGCGUUUUCAUCCGUGCGCUCGCGGAGGCUCGUGCGCGGAACCCGGGCACGGAUCUUGCGCAGUAUAUAGAGGCGUACAUCAUGAUCCAGUUUAAUGCGCUCCUAGCUCACGCCCAUGGCUCGACGUCGAAUACGAGCGACCUGUACGCUCCGUCGUGGACGGUCGGUCCACCUCCCACAUCGCUCAAUGCCGGGGGGAACGUCGCUGCUGUAGAUGUCCUAAACGCUGCUUUUAGUUUCGCGUCGCCGAAUAGCUCGUCUACCGGCCCCGCUAGUGGGCCUACAGGCGGUUCAACUGCUAGGCCAUCCGCACAGGACAGAUCGCGAGAUACAGGUGCUAUAGCGGGCGGAACCGUGGCCGGCGUUCUCGCGAUUGCCAUCGCUGCUUUCUUGGUCUGGCAUCAUCGCCGUCGGAAGCGAGCGGCGAUCGAUCACACGGCGAACGCGGCAUUCUCGUCGACCCAUCCCGGCCUCGAUGGUAGCGCUACUCGCGGUAUUGAUCCAUUCACUCAGUCCGUCCCUGCAAGCCAGGUGUCUUCGAAAUGGCAAAGCAUUUACGAGCCUCACCGACGAGAUCGAAGCGAUGCUACUAGUACGCUUCGGCCCGAUGAGAGCGGUGAUGGCGAGCGGGCUCCAGCGGCAAGGAGGCUUGAAGAUGUGCAGGGCGAGGACGGCACAGUACGAAGUGUAGCGCACGCGGAGCCGGACGCUCUCGCCGAGAUACCGGGCCUUGUUGGGCGCCUGUAUCAUCUGUUGGGUCGCCAGGGAGAGCCUGGGCCUCCACCCGCGUACGCGAAUUGA